This is a messenger RNA of Mollisia scopiformis, 1184 nucleotides long. RefSeq names its product SNase-domain-containing protein. The record is from RefSeq and is a predicted model, not a curated record. Lineage: Eukaryota; Fungi; Ascomycota; Leotiomycetes; Helotiales; Mollisiaceae. The transcript has 3 exons. Gene Ontology annotation, cellular component: mitochondrion; cytoplasm. The coding region runs from base 160 to 939 and encodes 259 amino acids.
UCUGCUUAAUAAAACAUCUCGAAAUUGAGUAGGUACCUGUUGUCGUGGAUGCUUGCUCCUCGGCUUUGAGAGGCUGAUGAUCCCUGACCCUGACUUCUUCAACGCUUCAAGCGAGACAUCUGAGAAGAGCUUCCCCACGUUUUUGCACCCUUCAACACAAUGCGAUGGCCACCAUGGUCGACAGAAUCUGAAAGGGAUCGCGAUGAGAAGAAGAAGCCUGUAUCAUGGACAGAUAAUCUUAAUGCCACCGAUUGGUCCCAUUACACGGAUCCGCGCACCAUAAUUCCUACCAUCCUCCUCACCACAACAAUCUUGGCCUCCGCACGCCUUUACCGUACAUACUUGCGACGCAUACCUGAAGCCGCACACAUCAAGCCGACGUUCUUCAGGAAAAGAAGUCUCUUUGGCACAGUCACAAGAGUUGGGGAUGCUGAUGGCUGUCGAUUAUUUCACACGCCAGGUGGCAGAUUAAUGGGAUGGGGUUGGCUACCAUGGCGGAAAGUCCCAUCGAACGUAUCAGAUCUGAAGAAUAAUACGAUAUCCAUUCGAUUAGCUGGAAUCGAUGCGCCUGAGGGUGCUCACUUCGGCAAGACCGCUCAACCAUAUUCGGCGGAGGCAAUGGAAUGGCUGAAGAGCUAUAUUUUGAAUCGACGAGUGAGGGCGUAUAUCUAUAAACAAGACCAAUACUCGCGGAUAGUAGCCACUGUCUUUGUGAGACGGUUUCUGUUUCGGAGAGAUGUAGGCAAGGAGAUGCUCAAGAGGGGGCUUGCUACGAUAUACGAUGCGAAGAUGGGUGCCGAGUUUGGAGAUUUUGAAGAAGAAUAUAGGAAGGUAGAGAAGGUUGCCAAGCGGAAAAAGCUUGGGAUGUGGUCUGGAAAGGAUUAUGAGAGUCCGAUGGACUACAAAAAGAGGACUGCAGCUCAGAACGAACAACAUUGAAGAGGCGUCUCGACAACACUUUCAAUGAAUGGUAGACGUGAAAGCACUUGGACGGCGACAACGAUCAGAUCUAGAAUACACAUAAAAGCGGAUGGAUCUACUUGAUAUGGAGGGAGCUAUGAAGCUCAUCUGGAUUCGGCAGACGGGACCUGAGCUCUCAGGACCGUAAGUUACACGCAAGACCAGAUAUGGAAUAUCUGUGCAUGCGAUGGUCUCAAAGCACGCACGCUUGUCGUUGCAAUCGC